UCCAGACAGUCUUUAACUGUGACCCCAGUCUGUUUCUCUUUAUAAAAUUACCAAAUGUUUCAAAUAAUCAAAAUGGUAUAUUUAGUGCAAUAUUUGAAUUGGCCUCCUCUUAAUCCUUGUGGGAAUUAACAAUGGAUGACACUCUGGUGUAUCAGCUUCAGGUUUUGUUAAAGGAACAGAAUCACAUGCAUACAGACGGCACCUUCUUCUUAAUCCUCUCUGUUAGUCUCUGUCCCAUCCUAAGACAGUGUCUGUCACUGGUGAUGCUCCUCCUGCUGGUCUAGAAAACACACAUGUGAUUGUGUUGUCACUCCACCUUCUCCAUCAGAUUCAUCGACAACAUGGGACCCAGCAACAAAACAGCAGUUUCCGAAUUCCUUCUUAUGCAAGUGACAGAGGAUCCAGAACUGAAGCCCUUUCUCUUUAUUCUGUUUCUGUCCAUAUGCCUGGUCACCAUCCUGGGAAACCUGCUCAUCAUCCUGGCCGUCAGCUCGGACUCCCACCUCCACACCCCCAUGUACUUCUUCCUCUCCAACCUGUCCCUUACUGACAUCUGUUUAAGCACAACCACGAUCCCAAAGAUGCUGGUGAACAUCCAGGCACAGAGUGAGAGCAUCACUUAUGCAGGCUGCCUCACCCAGAUCUACUUUGUCCUGGCUUUUGGUGGUUUGGAAAGUUUUCUUCUUGCGGCAAUGGCCUAUGAUCGCUAUGUGGCCAUUUGUCACCCACUGAGGUACACAGUCAUCAUGAACUCCCACUUCUGUGGCCUGCUGAUUCUAGUCUCCUUGUGCAUUAGCACUGUGGAUGCCCUGAUGCACAGUCUGAUGGUGUUGCAGCUGACCUUCUGCACAGAUGUCGAAAUCCCUCUCUUCUUCUGUGAAGUUGUUCAGGUCAUCAAGCUCGCCUGUUCUGACACCCUCGUCAAUAACAUCCUGAUAUAUUUUGCAACUAGCCUAUUCGGUGGUAUCCCUGUGUGUGGAAUCAUUUUCUCUUACACUCAGAUAGUGUCCUCUGUUUUGAGGAUGCCAUCCGUGGGCAGAAAGUAUAAAGCGUUUUCUACGUGUGGGUCUCACCUGUCAGUUGUGUCUUUGUUCUAUGGGACAGGUUUGGGGGUGUACAUUAGUUCUGCUUUUACUAACUCUUCCAGAAACACUGCGGUGCUUUCAGUGAUGUAUACUGUUGUCCCUCAAAUGAUGAACCCUUUCAUCUACAGCCUGAGGAACAGGGAUAUGAAGGGAGCCUUGAGAAAACUCGUAAGUAGGACACCUUCUCCUCUGUGA
This is a messenger RNA of Acinonyx jubatus (cheetah), 1280 nucleotides long. RefSeq names its product olfactory receptor 7G1-like. Gene Ontology annotation, molecular function: G protein-coupled receptor activity; olfactory receptor activity. Lineage: Eukaryota; Metazoa; Chordata; Mammalia; Carnivora; Felidae. The record is from RefSeq and is a predicted model, not a curated record. Gene Ontology annotation, cellular component: membrane. Bases 342 to 1280 code for a protein of 312 amino acids. The transcript has a single exon. Gene Ontology annotation, biological process: G protein-coupled receptor signaling pathway.